AUGCCCGAUCAUCUUAAUCACAAUGUGCAUUAUUCGGGUUCAGCUGAUGUCGCUCAAAACUUGGAAUUAUUAAAAGAGAACAAUGUAACGCAUAUUAUUAAUCUAGUUUCUAAUGUUGUGCCAAAUCACUUUCCUAAAUCAUUUGAAUAUCUUGCUCUAGUAGCAUAUGAUACUUAUACAUUUGAUUUACACGAUACUCUUAAUCAGUGUUGUGACUUUCUAAACAGUUUCAAAGAGAAAGGCGGCUGUUGUUAUAUACAUUGCCAAGCUGGUCUUUCACGUGCACCAUCUAUUGUCAUUGGUUAUUUAAUUCAAGUGUGUAAUUAUUCUUAUAAAGAUGCCUAUAAUAUGGUGAACAAUACUAGAAAUGUUUGUAUCAAUAUGAAUUUUAAAUCACAAUUAGAGCGGUUGAAGGAUAAUUAA
This is a messenger RNA of Trichobilharzia regenti, 423 nucleotides long. The record is from the annotation of a GenBank genome assembly. NCBI's taxonomy places the organism in Eukaryota, Metazoa, Platyhelminthes, Trematoda, Strigeidida, Schistosomatidae.